Messenger RNA from Elaeis guineensis (African oil palm), 1259 nucleotides. Its product is annotated as transcription factor MYB36-like. Lineage: Eukaryota; Viridiplantae; Streptophyta; Magnoliopsida; Arecales; Arecaceae. The record is from RefSeq and is a predicted model, not a curated record.
UCUCUUUAGCUAGCUAAAGAAAGAGAGAGAGAGAGGGAGUAGAGAGAGAUGGGACGGGCUCCAUGUUGUGAUAAGGCUAAUGUGAAGAAGGGACCUUGGUCUCCUGAGGAGGAUGCGAAGCUAAAGGCUUAUAUUGAGGAGCAUGGGACUGGUGGCAACUGGAUUGCACUGCCUCAAAAGAUUGGUCUGAAGAGAUGUGGGAAGAGUUGCAGGCUGAGGUGGCUUAAUUAUCUGAGGCCAAACAUCAAACACGGUGGGUUCUCGGAGCAAGAAGAUCAAAUCAUCUGUAGCCUCUAUAUUAGUAUUGGGAGCAGGUGGUCAAUAAUUGCAGCCCAAUUGCCAGGGAGAACAGAUAAUGACAUCAAGAACUACUGGAACACUAGGCUGAAGAAGAAACUCCUCGGAAAGCGAAGGGAUUCGCCGCCGUCUCGCCGCCUCUCUAUUAACCAAGAUACAAAUGAGGAAACCAAUAGGAUUAGCCCUGACACAUCUUCUCAAGCUUUGAGCACAUCGGCUCUUGAAAGGAUGCAACUCCACAUGCAGCUCCAAGGUCUCUACAAUCCCUUCUCUUUCUAUAACAACCCUGCACUGUGGCCCAAAUUCCAUCCCUUGCGAGAUAAGGUCUUCCCUAUCCAACAAACUGAUGCCAAUACUAUUGCUGCCACCCCGGUGCAACAAGCCUCCGAUGCCACCAUGAUUGAGCCCUCUGGUCAAAACUUGUUACCGGUCAAACCCAACAUGCCGAAUCCCAUGAAUGCUUAUAUGCAUGAAGAUCUGAACCGCUCUACGUUAGGGUUCCCUUCGCCUUCAAGCUCUCGUACUCUCAGCAUGGACAAUUCCAACCCAAACUUCAAUGCAGCUGCUGUGGGACUUCAAGACGAGCUCCAUGAUUUGCUUUAUGGGAAGAACGAGUGUUUCGGCAGGCAGGAAGAGCAACAACAAACUGCGCUGGACUGUUUCAAAGAUAUGAACGGUGACAAGGAGAGCAUGAAUUGGUGGGCAACCAAUGGUUUUGACGACAAGUCAUUAGCGGGGACCUGGGACUUUGCUUCCAAUCUCCAGCCUGAUUUGCUUCAGGAAUAUGGGUUAGGGUAUGAUCUAUAGCUUUUGUUUGAGCCGAGCUUUAAUUAGGAGUCUGGUCUUAGUGAUUAAUUCUGCAUGAAGAGUCCAAAGACUAAUGGUGUAAAUGUGUGAAUAAUAGUGUAUUGAUUGGUCUUCUUGCUAUAAGACGAUCAUCUAGUUUUAAGAAUUUCUUUUCA